Polychytrium aggregatum is the source of this 1491-nucleotide messenger RNA. RefSeq lists its product as uncharacterized. Gene Ontology annotation, molecular function: protein binding. NCBI's taxonomy places the organism in Eukaryota, Fungi, Chytridiomycota, Chytridiomycetes, Polychytriales. The transcript has a single exon. Bases 1 to 1491 code for a protein of 496 amino acids. The record is from RefSeq and is a predicted model, not a curated record.
AUGGCUCACCUUGCCAUCGACGAGCACAUCCCAGAUAUCUUCACUAUCAUAUGCUGCAACGACAGCUUCCAGCUUGCCCUCGACCUGAACACCAUCAAGACCCUGCUCCGAGUGUGCAAACGAGUCCGUUCUCUCCUGAGCUCCAAGCUGCCUCGCUUCAACACCUGGUGCCAGAGUAUGGAGCUCCUCAAUCCAGAUGGACAGAUGCGGAUCGGUCUCACACCAAGCGACCAGAUUGCCAUCUCGCUGCAUUGCAAGAAUCAAGCCACAGCCGACCGAUCCUGGCUCGAAGAUCAAGCCGAUAAGGGCAAUGCUGCCGCGUCGUAUUUCAUGGCAAGAAUCCUGCAGGCUGAACUUGCUCGUCAGCGGUCAAUGAAUUGGAACAAGUGGAAAGCUAUGCAACAAGAAAUCUUCCACUAUCUGAAGAAUGCCGCCAAAACAAGUCACCCAAUGGCACAGCUCCACCUGGCGGAAUGUUAUCGCAACGGACUCGGAGUCGACCAAGACCAUACCAAAGCCGUCGAUAUGUUUCGCAGCUUUGCAGAUGGCGGCGUUCCUCAUGCUCAAAUCGCCCUCGGUCGAUGUUAUGAGAAUGGCGAAGGUGUCGAUCAGGACUACGACGCAGCCAUUGAGUGGUAUUCCAAGGCUACCGAUCAAGGCAGCGACGAUGGCCGACUCCACACCGUAUUCCUCCAGGCCUGGUUCUCGCUCAUCGGCCACGGUGUCGACCAGAGCGACGCUGAUGCCUUCAAUCACUGGCAGCAAGUCAGCAACCUGUCCACCGAUUCAGUAAUCAAACCCAUCGCCACCCACAUGCUUGGCUGGAUGCACUACCUCGGCCGGGGUACCCAGCUCGACAAGCAGGAAGGCGUCAAAAUGAUCCGAGAUAACAGAUCGGAUGAGUUCCCACUCGGAGAGGAUGAGUGUCUGGCACCGUACAGAUGGCGUGUCUCAUCCGACUCACCAACAUCCCGCAAGUUCUUCCAGUUGUGUCAGCUGGAAUCGAACCGUGACUGGCUGUGCAGGCAUCUCAUGGCCGUUUGCCUGUUCCAUGGAUUCGGAACCACCGAGAACCGGAAGAAUGCAGCCGUCAUCUUUGAACAACUCGCCAACGACGGCCACAGCGAUAGCCAAUAUUGGAUCGGAUGGUGCUACUACCGUGGCGGAGGAGUAUCGGGGAACUACAAGAAGGCAUUCGAGUGGUUCAGCAAGUCGGUCGACCAAGGCAACUCAUAUGGGCAGUAUAUGGUUGGUUAUUGUUACUACUAUGGAUACGGAGUCGCCAAGGACGAAACCAAGGCAGUCGAGUGGUUUCGCAAGUCGGCCGUGCAAGGAAAUCGAUACGGUCAAAAUUAUCUCGGCCACUGUUACCAGAAUGGCGAAGGUGUUCCCGAGAAUAUCGACACCGCCAUUUUCUGGUACCGCAAGUCCGCCGGCCAGAGGUGGCAAGAUGCCAUCAAUCAACUCACGAAACUCGGCAAGUGGCCCUGA